UAGGGGCGGCGCUGGAGCGGCCGCCAUGGCGGCGGCCCUGAGGCUUGUGGCCUUCCUCUUUCUCCUCCUGCCGCCGCUCCGGCCAGCAGAGCCGAGCGCUGAGGCCGACCCUGACGCCAGCGCGGCGGGUCCCGCGGCGCCACCGGAGACCCGCGCUUCCGCCCCGGCGCGGAGCCGCAGCGGGCCGGCCCCGGUCACGGACGUUGCCAAGCUGUGUGUUUGUGAUCUGUUGGUGGCACAGUGUGAUGUAAAUUGCUGCUGUGACCCUGAUUGCAGUGCAGCCGAUUUCAGUCUCUUCACUACAUGUUCAGUUCCUAUUGUCACAGGUGACGACCGUCUUUGUAGUCAGAAAGCUGCUGUGUAUUCACUUGAUGUUGAAGCAAAUCCACCAGAAAGGAUAUUUAAAUUAAUUGACCAAGUCAAUCCCAGUAUUUUCUGCAUUCAUGCUACAAACUAUAAACAAGCACUCUCCUUCAGUUCCCCUGAAAUGCCUACUUCUGAAAAUUUUGAUCGAUUGCUUCAAGAGUUUGGAAGUACUACUUUCAGUGCUGAGCCUGACAGCUGGGAUAUGGAUGCAGAUGCUCAAAAUCCUCCUGAUGCAAAUGAAACAUAUAGAUACGAGUAUGGUGUUCCUAUACAGACAGUGGAUGCUUUUCUAAGGCUGCCUAGUCCUGUUGUCUCCUCUUGGUGCUCUGAUGUGAAUCCUGCAGGUUGGAAAAUGCAUUUGAAUUCCAGUUUAUUUGCUUUAGAGUGUUCUGUUCUGACUUGAACUUGACCAGUCAGUAAAUUGGCACACACAAAAUGUAAAUACAGAUAACGAGUCAUGAACAAAUAUUUUUCAAAUAGCUUCUAUUUCUCUCCGGUUUUCUUUAGACAUUGAUUGGAAGUUGCGUUGCAUCUAUAUUAAACAUUCAAAGUUAGAUAUGUAAAUCCUUGAGAGUCUUGUUAAUGGGUUGUUUAUCCAACACCAAAACAUCCUAUUUGGCAUAAUUGGUUUAAUAAAAUAGUACAAGGGUGACACCAUGAGGGAAGAGGGUAUUACACAAAGCAAGACCUAACUGGGCAACUUUUGUAAGAUGUCCCUCUGGUGUAAUGAGGUUCCUUUCACAGCCUGAAUGCAACUCAAGUCAGACUUGCAGGCUUGAGCUCUACAUUUUAACCUUUCACACAGUUUCCUGAAAAUCUGCAGAGGGGGAGGAGGGGAAGAAAAAAAGAAAAAAGAAGAAGCCACAACCACAGCCAAACCCACACACCUGCAUUUUCCAAACCCCAGUGUUAGUAUUAAAUAGGGCAUCAUAACAAUCAUGAUGAUGAUCAUAGGAGAACUGAAGUUUCUUGUGAAAGAAAAAAAUAAUCUUAUGAGAU
Messenger RNA from Calidris pugnax (ruff), 1365 nucleotides. RefSeq names its product tectonic-1-like. Lineage: Eukaryota; Metazoa; Chordata; Aves; Charadriiformes; Scolopacidae. Gene Ontology annotation, cellular component: MKS complex. The record is from RefSeq and is a predicted model, not a curated record. The transcript has 5 exons. Bases 26 to 769 code for a protein of 247 amino acids. Gene Ontology annotation, biological process: protein localization to ciliary transition zone; cilium assembly.